AUGUCAAGGUCCCAUCCAUCCUUGCAUCGAGGGUUUGAGAAAGGACGAGAGAUUAUUGGAGUUAACAGUCUUGUCCAGCAUCUAGUAACAGAACAUCAUUCAGAGGAUUGGGUUGAUGUCGAGUUCGAAGCCGAGAGAAAUAAAUUAACACAAAUACAAAGAGAUAUGGAGAAAAGGUUGGAACGGGAGAGAGAAGAAGCCUGUAUAAUGGUUCCCAAACUACCAGCUAAUUGCCAAACUUGUCAGGUUUCUAUAGGUUUGCAUAAGCUUUGGAGAUAUCACGUGUUGGCUCACAAGUUUGGAGAAGUUUAUUGUUCAUCUUGCAACACUUGUAUCUUGGGACAUCAUUAUCAGGAGCACUCUGCUAUCUGUAACAAGGAGGACAAGGAUAGGGUUCGGGUCAAGGUUGAAAAGUUCCGUGGAGAACCCUGGUUUGAUAGCGAGGGGAAGAAGAUGAAGAUCAGUUUCGAGAUGAAUACUUCCAAGGAGCUGGGCAGACACUCAGUUGCCAAAACUAUUGUAUUCGGAAACCGGUUUGUGCGUGGGACAGGGUCAACACAUGACGAAGCACUUCGUACUCUGAGGGAGGAGAUAGAAAGCAUUCUCACCGAGGCUAAACGGAAGGUUGAGGAGGAUAGGAAGGAAGAACUGGAGAAGGAAGACAAGGAGAAGCUUCUAGAACUAUUUAGAAAACUAGCAGCUGUUGAUAAGGAGAAUGAGGGUAAUGUUUAUAGCCUUGAGGUUGGAGGACGUGUAGUUGAUGUUAGAACAAGACUUUAUCACACCAAGGCCGGCAAGUGUAAGAUCAUGGCAUCUGCUGUAUACUCGAACCAGUUCUUGUUUGCACUCGGAGACAAUCGUCUUCACUCGGUCCAGCUGUUGGCGGAGAAGGUUGCGGAGCUGCAUAAAAUUAACCCGGAGAAGGAACAAUCUCAAGACAACAAGGAGUUCGCAUGCACUGACUGUAGUUCAAGAUUCAAGAGAAAGCGAACCCUGGAGCUACACCAAACCCAACCUUGCAAAAUUUAGUUUUGAUUACACAAUCAAACUCAUCCUUGCAAAAUUUAGUUUUAUAAAUUAUCAAAACCAACCUUGCAAAAUUUAGUUUUUAAUGUAAAAACAAAUAAUACUAAAAUGACCUCAAAUAAAUCCAACCCUGCAAAAUGUUACAAAAUAUCUCCUGUUUUUAAUUAUUUUUAUUUUACUUUUCCUUCUCCUUGCAAUACUAGUCUCUUCCUACCCCUAAACUAUAUCCAUGGGCUAAGCUGCAAUUUUUUUUUAAUUUGAUUUGAAAAUGAAACCUUUCCCAUCAACUUCACUGGAGUUAUACAGUAAGGCAUGUUUGAGAACAGAGCGAGCAGACAGUACAGUACAAGACCUGUCAUAUCGGACAAAUAAGAACAAUUUUCUUCGUGUCUAAAAUAUGAUUUAAGUUUGCAUUAAUGUACUGCAUCGUAAAUUUGUUAAAAUUUUGAUAUUUAUCAUUAAAUCCCCCACGGUAAUAUGUUUAAUUAUGUGAAUAUUUCA
Messenger RNA from Eurytemora carolleeae, 1527 nucleotides. RefSeq lists its product as uncharacterized. The transcript is spliced from 11 exons. Lineage: Eukaryota; Metazoa; Arthropoda; Copepoda; Calanoida; Temoridae. The record is from RefSeq and is a predicted model, not a curated record. The coding region runs from base 1 to 1029 and encodes 342 amino acids.